CGUUUCUCGGUUUGGGAGCCUCCAAGGAAGAAGACCCGUCGGGGGUUAGUUUAAGGGAGGGCGCUCCCGAUUGUGGCCGCCUCCGUGGAACCCGAUCGGGGCGGGGAAGCCAAGCCAAGCCUCUUCUUGCUGCUCCUCCUCCUGGGAAAGGCGAGCGCCGCCCCCUCUCCUCGCCCGUCCUGCCUCCCGGAAGGCUUGGCUCCGGGGCUGGGAAGGAGCCGAGCAGCCACCGCCUGGACAUGGCUGCAGCCUGCAAGAAGAUCGCCAUCUUCGGCGCCACCGGCAUGACCGGCUUGGCUACCUUGGCGCAAGCCAUCGAGGCCGGUUACCAAGUGACAGUGCUGGUGCGGGACCCCAUUAGACUGCCCCCAGAGCUCCAGCCGGCACAGGUGGUAGUCGGUGAUGUCCUGAACCUGUCAGAUGUAAACCGGACUGUCAAAGGCCAGGAUGGUGUGAUUGUGAUCCUCGGCACCCGGAAUGACCUCAGUCCCACCACUAUGAUGUCUGAAGGCACCCGGAACAUCGUGACCGCCAUGAAAUCCCAUGGCAUCCGCAAAGUGGUGGUGUGUCUGUCAGCCUUCCUCAUGUGGGAUUUGGACAAGGUCCCUGCCAAGCUGCGGCCAGUGACGGAAGACCACAUCCGGAUGCAGCAGAUCCUGAAAGAGUCGGGGCUGGACUGCGUCUACGUCAUGCCGCCCCACAUUGCAGGUGACCAGCCGCUCACCGGGGACUAUACAGUGACAGUAGACACUUCAGGUGGAUCCAGAGUCAUCUCCAAACACGACCUCGGGCACUUCUUCCUCAAGUGCCUCACCACUUCGGAGUAUGAUGGGAAGAACGUCUACCUCUCCCGGCAUUACCCCAAGGAGUGAUGCCUCCUGUCCUGCCCUUUUUCUCCUUCUUCCCUCUUCCAGGAUGGAGGCUGAAGGCUCCCCCGGCUCCUGUUGACAAAGGGAAACUCAAUCGCUUUGCUGUCCUCUCCCUUGAUACUGUCUCUCUGCCUUUUGUGCUCUCCAGUGCCUUUCUCCUGUGUGAACCCUGGAAGGGGAGAUGUACCCUACAAGUGUCAGGAAAUCACGUGGCCACCAAUGCAUGCCAACAUCUUUCUGAAUUAAGGGUAGAAGGGGGAAUGGGACCUCAUAUGUCACACUUCUGCCCCGCGCGUGCUUUGUGCGGUGAUGUUGAGCUAUAGCUUACUGUCAAGGAAAAAUUAGACGUGUUAUAUGUUCUGAGUUUGAGGCCUGAGUAAACAAGACAUUGGGUUGCUGUGAGUUUUUCGGGCUGUAUGGCCAUGUUCCAGCAGCAUUCUCUCCUAACAUUUCGCCUGCAUCUGUGGCGGGCAUCUUCAGAGGUUCUGUUGGUAUAUACCUGUGGAAUGUCCAGAGUGGGAGAAAGAAUCCUUAUCUGUUGAAGCAGGUAUGAAUGUUGCAAUUAGCAAGCUUAAAUUAGCAUUUGAGUAACCAUGGAGUUUGCAAAGUCAAUCAGUGAGGGUAUCUGCAUAGAGGUAGCCCGGCCUUUGUUGCCUGGAGGCAUCCUCUGUUUGGGAGGUGUUCUCUGUUUGGGAGGUGUUCUUUCUGAAGAUGCCAGCCACAGAUGCAGGUGAAAUGUUAGGAGAGAAUGCUGCUGGAAUGUGGCCCGAAAAACUCAUAGCAACGCAGUGAUUCCAGCCAUGAAAGCCUUCAACAAAUAAGGCAUUGCUUUGUCAUGCACAAAUGUAGUUUUUAGACUUACGCAGUCCUAAAAAGGCAGAACAGUAACCACAAAAUGCCCGAGGGUACAUCUACACUGUAGAAAUAAUGCAGUUUGAUGUCACUUAUGUUAUGGAAUACUGGGAUUUAUUGUUUGAUGAGGCACCAAUUUUCUCUGAAAAGGACUAUGUCAACUAUAACUCCCAGGAUGCUAUAGAAGUUAAAGUGGUGUCAAACUGCACUAACACUACAGGUCCAGAUGCACCUCAAGACUCGCCAAUCAAAAAAGCGACAUUGUGAGACAUUCCUUAGCUGGAAAGCAAAUAACAAUUGCAUUUUUAAAGUUUACCCACCAGGGCAAAGUGCUCAAGUUUGUUUUGGACUGGAAACUGCAAGAUAUAUUUUCAUUCAUGUUAACCGGCUACCUUUUUUUCUGUUUAGCGGCCAAGAGAUCUUGUUCCAUCUUCACUGCUGAGAAAGUCUGUGUAACUUGAAAGCAUACAUCCUGAUAAGUCGUUGAUUGAAUAAAAAAAGUAUAUUUUGACCUA
This is a messenger RNA of Anolis carolinensis (green anole), 2236 nucleotides long. RefSeq names its product biliverdin reductase B (gene blvrb). The transcript has 5 exons. Bases 240 to 872 code for a protein of 210 amino acids. NCBI's taxonomy places the organism in Eukaryota, Metazoa, Chordata, Lepidosauria, Squamata, Anolidae. Gene Ontology annotation, molecular function: biliverdin reductase [NAD(P)H] activity; riboflavin reductase (NADPH) activity. The record is from RefSeq and is a predicted model, not a curated record.